Messenger RNA from Cinara cedri, 8303 nucleotides. NCBI's taxonomy places the organism in Eukaryota, Metazoa, Arthropoda, Insecta, Hemiptera, Aphididae. The record is from the annotation of a GenBank genome assembly.
UAUAAAGAAAAUAUCUCUUAAUAAUCCUGAAAAGGACGCUUAUCAAAAAUAGCGCCAAUGCUCAAUAGCGGUUACAUUAUUUCUACAACAACCCAAGAUUGCAAGCGAAUGCCGGAUUCCAUAUUAUCGUAUAAAUUAAUUUCAAACUUUCAGUUAUGUUAUUUUCACUCUACUUACUUAUUUGAAUAAUUAGUUUUAAUUUUAAUAUUGAACAUAGCAAUCUUGACUUAUUAAACAAAUAUUAGUUCUCCUAUCAUUGAGAAAGUAUUUAUAUUAAAGUAAGUCAUUGAAAUAGUAUUUUACAAUUUAUUGCUUACACCAAGCAGAUUAAUGUCACAUAAUAUUAUAAAUACCUCGUCUUAAUUGAAUAUAUUAUAUCUUGUAUUCCCCAAUCAUUGGUCCCAAAAAGAAAAGUACAAUGUGGCUAAUAGUUUAAAACCCCCCUUGGUACCUAUUAAUGCUUAUUAUUGUGACCCAAAAUAUAUUUUCAUUAAAUUAGCAAUAAUAACAAAUAAAUAUUAAUUUGAGUUUAUGACUAGAUAAUAUUCAACAUGGAAGAUAAUAGUCAUUUAAAAUCUGGAUUGGUUUUAAAAAAUAGUAAUAGCAUACACAAAGAAAACUCCAUUAAAUCUACUGUAAAAAAUAAUGCUGAGAAUAAAUCAUUGGAAAAUAACAUUCAAACAGUAAACUGUUAUUGGUAAGUUGUAUCAAUUUAUCUGUAAUUAUAAUUAGUAGAUUUAUUAAAUAAUUUAAUGUUUUAUGUAAUAUUGAUAUAAUUUACAAGAUGAUCAACAUAACAUAACGAUAGAAAAAUUUCAGUACCAAGCUAAAAUGUUACUUAUAGAAUUUGUGAUAUAGGUUGUUAUUUAUUUACAUUCGAAGUGUAUAAUUGCUUCACCCAAAAAAUAAAUCAUUUUAAAGAUUAUUACUGAAAAUUUCAAAAAAAUAAAUUAUAAAAAAAGUCGAUAUUUUCUGGAAUAAGUGUCUUAUGUUAUGUUUAUCACUCUGUAUAUAUAUAUACGCUUCAAUCAAAGCCUGAAGAUCAGUCAAAUUUGGGAUGUUCACUUUUAGUUAGAUACUUUUUUUCAUGCUUUUACUAAACAUAAUAAUUUGUGUAUUAUGUAAAUACAAAUAUUAUUGGUAAACAAAACAAUCUAAUGUUUUUUGUUAUAUGUAUCUAACUUUUUUAAUAGUUUUAUUUUAAUAAUAUAAUAUGGUACUCGUGUAAAAUACUACAUUUCUCUCUACAAAUCUCAAAAACAGAAACCUCGUUAUUAUAUUAAAUGUAUUGUUAAUACACAUACAAUACUGCUACUUUAUUUUAUUACCAGAAACAUUUUAUAUUUAUUUAUUUUCACAACAUAGUUCAUGAUAUAAUAUGUUUUUAUAAUAUAGCUGAUAUUAUAUAUUACAUAUUAGUUAAUACAAUCAUAUCAUAUAAAGCAUAAGUAAAAUUUGUUAUUUUCUAUUUUACUAAUGGCAUUUUUACUACCUAGGAAUUAAAAUAUAUAAUUGUCAAAUUAUAUGCUAAAUUAAAGCUCCCUCCCCCAAAAAAACUCAUUCAGACAUCAACAAAUUGAAAAUGUACAAUAUAAAUUAUAUAUAUAUUAAAGAAUGUCUGUCUGACCUUUAUAGACUCAAAAAUUACUGGACCGAUUUUAAAGGAAUUUUUUUCGAAAUGUUCCACAUAGUCUGGAGAAGGUUUAUAGCUAUUUAAAUAUUUAUAUAAAUUAUAAAUUAAUAAAUAUAUUUAUUUUUGGUAAUUUGUAAUAUAAUAUUGUUUGUUAAUUCUGCAACAAAAAAAAAUAAUAAUAACAAUAAAAUCUAGCAAUAUCAAAGUAAAUGUUGCCCGGACAGUUAUAUUAUAUAAAAAUGAACAUUUAUCUGUUGUCUCUAUGCCUUUUUAAACUGUUCAUCCUAUUGUGAUGAGACUUUGAUAAGAAUUUUCCCAGGAAAAUUAGGCAUUAGGAUAUAGGCUUUAAGAGAGUUUUAAUUCUCAACCCUUUACACUUAAAAAUCAUCCUUCGUAUUGAAAACCAAUAUUAUUAUUAUAAGAUUUUAUAUUUUGUUUAUUUAUUUACCUUGGAGAUGCAGAUCUAACAAAGCCUAGCAAAAUAACAAAUUAUGACACAUAGUCCAGCGUAGAACUACUUACUAUCCACUUAUUUUUUUCAAUUCAAUAUAUUUAGGAAAACAGGAAUAAAAGUAAACAGAAUUAAAAAAAUGACACUGGCAAGGGAUAGCUAACACUUUCUGCACAAUUAUCCUUUUCCUAUAACUGUAAUGUAAAAAACUGAUAAUUAAAAGUUGUAGGUAACACAAAAAAACUGCACACGGGCAAAGCCAGGUUAUUCAUCUGGUAAUGGUUAUAAAUAUUAUUUGAUCGAAGCCAGAAGAACCUGCUUUAACCAUAAUAUACAUAUAAAUAAAUAUAUCAAAGGAAAAUACUAACACUGAUUUAAAUACAGUAUUACGAAAUUUAAAAAAGUAUGUAAUUACUAUAUUAUAUAAAUAAUAUUAUUGUAUGAUUUUAGCAACAAAGAUAGAAAUUUCAAUAUUAUUGAACUAUUAUGUGCUAAUUGUAAUCGAUGGUAUCAUGAAUCUUGUAUUGGUUAUCAACUUGGGAAAUUGGUUCCAUUUAUGGUGAAUUAUAUAUUUGUUUGUAAAAACUGUUCGCCUACUGGUCUAGAAAGUUUCAAAAAAAACCCAGCCAGUAAGUAUUUCUGUUUUACUUAUUUAACUUUAUUAUUUCAUCUUAAAUAUUUCUAGUGUUUCCGCAAAUGUGUGUUACUGCAAUUGGUAACUUAAUGCAAGAAAGCAUUAAAAGUGGAAACCCUAAGGUUUAUUUCUCAAGGGAUAAAGAUAUAAUUCCAUUUAUUGAAUCACAUUGGGAGAGUAUGACUACAACUGCAAGAAGAGUUACGCAAUCAUGGCAUUCAACAGUAUGUAAUUGUAACUAUUUGUCCAUUUUAAAAAAAAAAAAAUAAGAUAUAUAUACAAUAUCAUUCAUUUUUAUAUAAGAAAAAAGAUAAUUUUCAAAUUACUUUAACUUUAAAUAUUUUACUUGUUACUUUUUUUAUGUUUUUAGAUUACAAGAUCAUUAAUAAAGGAAACUGAUAGUUUAUUUGGCGCCUUUGAUGAUAAUGGUUCUCAAUCAUAUAAAUUAUUAUUUGAAAUUUCCCAAAUCAAACCAAAUUAUGAAGCUAUGAUUAAAGGUGGUCAUCUUAAAGUUACCGAAACAGGAAUUCAACCAGGUACUUAAAAAUUCUAAAAAAUUAAUGAAUAGUUUAUUAUUUUUAAUUCAUAUAAUAUUAUGUUCAGUAAAGACAUUUAAAACACAGAAUGAUUUAUGAUUGUUUAAAUUAUGAAUAUAUUCAAAUUUUGAUUUUUGGAAUUUUUAAAUGUAGUUAAAGUUGAUGUUUUCGGAUAUUUAGAUUUUUCACAACAUUUAAGGAGUAUCUUGUGGUAAUACCAAGUUCAGUUUUUCAAAUGAGAACCUAUAUUAAAAAUUCCAUUAAUAGAAGACAAAUAAAUAACUUUAAAUAAAUUUUGGUGUCAACAUUUUUGAUUUCUGUCAACCCAUGAACGAAAUACAGUAAAACCUCAUCAGACUUCACUUAAUCCAGACAGCCGUUUAUAAUACAAAUUAUGCAGUUUAUGCUGCAGAAAAGGUAAACAUGAAAACGAGUACGAAUUUCCCAUAAAUGCAUAAUAUCGCGAUUAUUAUUUAUAAAUUAUAUCUAUUAUAAUACAAAUUCUUAAAUCUAUUAUACAUACAUAGUUUUUUUAGUUGUUGAAGCCAGUAAACUUUUUAAAAAAUACAUGGUUGUUUUUGGUUAUUUUAUUUUAUUCAGACAACCUAGAGUCCCAAUUAAUCCAAAUUAAUUAAUUUCUAUUAUAUUUCACUUUUUAAAUUUAGGUUAGAUUUUAGGAGAGAAGUGGAGUAUCAUUUAUGUGGUGGCACUUCGCGUGGCGUUUUAUUAAUGCUCCACUACUCACCCCCUACCUAAAAUUAAAACUGAAAUAUCUCAUCUACAGUUUGACGAAAAUCAAAAAUUUAUUUAUAGUAAUACUCAAUCCAUUUAUAAAAUAUUCAAUGGUCAGAUUAGGUUCUCAUUUGAAAAACUAAAUUCGGUAUCACCACAGGAUACUCCUUAAAUUUUUUAAAAAGUCUAAAUAUCCAAAAAUAUCAGCUUUAACUACACUUAAAAAUUCCAAUAAUCAAAAUUUGAAUAUAUGCAAAAUUUAAGCAAAAAAUAGAGUGAGCAUGCUUAGUGAAUCAUCCUGUAUAUAUUAGUUAAAAAUAAUCAAAUUUAUAUACUACAGUUGUCAUAUAAGUAACAUUUAAUUUUUUUAGUCAAAAAAUAUACAAAAUACUAUCCCAUAUAAUCUUGUCUGGGUUUUUUCAAGAUUAACUAUUUUAAAAAUUAUUUAUUUUUAGAAAUGUAAAUGUGAGUGUUAUGUUUAUUAAUGUAUUGUCGUUGUAUAUUAUGUUAUUUUAUUUAGCUAUUACAACUGGUCUUAAAGGACGUGGUGCUAAAAGAAAAACACUUGCUGAUGGAACAAGUGGGAUAGGUAGUGGUAAGAAGGGCAGAAGUGCUGGUGAUCAGUCAAAUGUUAAAUUACCUGCUCAUGGAUAUCCACUAGAACAUCCAUUUAACAAAGACGGAUACAAAUAUAUACUAGCUGAACCAGAUCCUCAUGCUCCAUUUAGACAAGAGUUUGAUGAAUCAAACGAAUCUGCUGGAAAAUUGAUUCCCGGCUGGUUAUACAGACCCCUAUGUCCAAAUCAAGUACUGUUAGCAUUACAUGACCGUGCGCCACAGCUACACAUAUCUGAAGAUAGAUUAUCAGUAACUGGAGAGAAAGGAUAUUGUAUGGUUCGAGCAACUCACAGUGAGUUAUGAAUAUUUUUAUUUUCUUUAUUUAAUAAAUAUGUUAUAUUAGUUUGUAAGUAUUAAGUUUAUAAUAACAUGAAUUUAAAGGUGUUACUAGUGGAAAUUGGUAUUGGGAGGCAACAAUUGAUGAAAUGCCAGACAAUUCAGCUUGUCGUAUUGGAUGGAGCCAGGAAUUUGCAAAUGUACAAGCACCAUUGGGCUAUGAUAAAUUUGGAUAUUCAUGGAGAUCUAGGUAAAUAAAAUAAAACCCGGGUUAAUUAAAUACAAUUUUUAUAACAAAUUUUUAUUUUUUUAGGAAAGGUACAGUGUUCCAUGAAAGUAGGGGGAAACAUUAUAGUAACAGUUUUGGUGAAGGUGAUACACUAGGUUUAAUGAUAUGUUUACCCAACAACAUCCUAUCUCUUCCACCUACUCAUAAAAAUUUGGUAUUUUACAUUAUUUUUAAAACUAACAGUUUUAUCAUAUCUUGAUUUUUAUUAAAAUGUUUUAUUUUUUUAGGUAUUGAUCAAAUUCAAAAGCCAUUUAUAUUAUGAGGAACAAUCACAAGAUAGUAGCCGUAUUGCAUUAAAAGGUCUAAAACCAUUAAUUGGGAGUAAAAUCAUUUAUUACAAAAAUGGAAAAUGUUUAAAUGAAGGUGCCAUAGAAUUAUAUGAUGGAAAGUACUUUCCUACUGUAUCUUUAUACAAAAACUGUACGCUAUCUGUGAAUUUUGGACCAAAUUUCAAAUACGCACCACCACAAACUAAUAGUUUUAAAUACAAAGGAGUAUGUAUACUAGUGUUUAAUUGUCUUAUUGCUUUUACUCUCAUCUUUUUGGGCUUUUAGAAUAUGCUAUCCUAAAGCUGGUUUUAUAAUGUGCAAUUUGUAUGAGUGGCUGAAAACUUAUGCAAAUUAAUCAUUGACAUGCACACUGUGCGUUCAAAAUGUUUUGUUUGUGUUCCUAUUUGCAAAAUGUAUUACUAAUAAUUAUUUAAAUGGGAAAUGUGUGAGAUUCUGUGUAAGACAUACCAGAAGUUGAUUGCUGAAUACCUGCCAAAUUAUGAUUUCUUCUGUUCCAAAUCCCCUCUUCAGCGAGUAUUUCAUAAAUUAAUUUUUCAGCAUUAAACGUUUCAAACCAAAACAUUUAAAAAUUUGAUAAGUGAUGAAAAGACUCCAUGACUAUUUCAAAUAUAAUUUUACCAUAGAGAGACUUAAUAACUAGGUAUCAACUGUGAGUAUAAACUAUAGUAAUAAAAAUAUUAAUAUUAAUCUGAUUACAAGAAAUGGAUGUGUGUUCAAAUGCAUAUAUUUAUAUAUUGCCAAUUUAAGAACAACAGUGAAGUCAGAAUUGAGCAGACCACUCAUUAUAGUUAUUUGAAGUUCUGAUAUUAUGCUGACAUUAUAUGUUAUGUUAAAUAAUUCUAUAUUGUAUAUUCUUUAAUAUGUUUGUCAUAGCCAAAUGGUUAUACCUACCUAUUUUCAUCCUAGGGAUCUCGAGUUAAAACCAGCAUUUCGAAAAAAAGGUUUGCAUUUAUUUUUUCCUUUAUACUUAACCAGGGAAAAAACAAAUGCAUUUUAGGUGUACUUGAAAACCCAGCUAUCGCUCGCUCGAACUAUUUUAAUUAAAAAAUACCCCUCGAUAUGUUGUAUAAACUUUUCUACCAGAAAUCUUGCUCCAAUGUAUUAAGUAUAGCUUAUUUUCUGAAAGGAAAUUUUAUCUCCAUGGUAAUUUAGAAAAGUAUUUUUUUAAUUUUUCAAGUGGUUUUCAUAAUAUCUGAGAAAACCCGGGAUAAAAUGUUGGAAAAGUGGAAAAUGCACGAAAUGUAGGUAUUAAUAAAAAAAUAUUACAACCCUUCUUUUUUAUCUAUACAACUUUUCUUCAACUUUACUCAGAUUUAAAAUGAUAGCACUUUUUCUAAAUGGAAAUCUAACUGGGUAGGUACCUUAGGGAGGUCAUUUUUCGAUUUCCCCAAGAGUUUUCCAAGCAAAUGUGAAAAACUGAGAAAAAACAGGAAAAUUGGUAUAAUAUUAAACAAAUUGUAUUAAAGAAAAUAUAUAAUUCUAUUUAAUUAUUUUACCAUAAUAUGACAUAUAUAUUCUUGACAAAGAAUCACUUUUAACUGAAUUACGUUCAGAAUUGUUUUUUGUUUACAAUGGUUUAUCAUUGCUUACAGAUAUACAUUAAAUUACCUAUAACAGUAGCUCCACUGAUCCCCAUUAUCUUAACCCACAUAAACCCAGUGGCCUAUAUGUAGGACACCGGAAAUAAUUAUUGUUAUCAGUUUUAUUUUUAGAAUUUUCCCCAUAUUAUCGAUUUAAACUGUUGGAAAAUAUAAUAAUCGACCCGAUGAUAUUAUUUUGCGUUAUAUGGUCGAACGUUAUUACGCGUUAGUAACAUUUUGUACACAUACAAAAAUUAACCUUGGGCGUAAAUGGGUUAAGACGUCUUUUUUUUUAGUAUAAAUAUAUACCAAAAAUGUAUGAAUACCAUACACAAAUAAUAAAUAAUACGGAAUGGCUCAUGAUGAACUGCGACAAAACGAUAAGUUUAAGUUGACUUGUUGGCGAUAAAGUGAUAGAAACUAACAUUUUUGAGGAAUAUCCAUAACUGCCGAUAAGAUAAAAAUAGAAUAUAAAUAAAUACAAAACUGAUGUAUUAUUCACAACAUUGUGUGCUGGAAGGUUAAACUCGACAAUUUAAUUUUGGCUUGCUUUGUGUUUUUCGUCAGUGUCCAAAUCUCAUGGUGUGAAAUUAUUGAAACUAUUUUAAUUACAAGGUGAACACUCACACUCUUAUCUGUUCGCAUAUCAUUUGCACUACUCAAUUGCAUCUAAGCCAAUCUACCUCUUCUACUUAUAUGUAUCUCCCAUAAUGCUUAUUGCCUUUUUAUCAUUUUUCCUGUUAACAUAUCCUAGUAAAUAAUAAUAGUCUUUUUCUCUCUAUCUUGAAUACAUUCUUUGUAAAUCAUUUUUUUCUAGCUUUUCCAUGUUGUCUUAUACGUUACCUCUGUCUUCAAGGUCUAACCUCUAGGAUUCUUAAUUAAACUGUUCGUGUAUCUCCACACUUCCUAUAUAAAUUAUAGAAAAAAAAAAUAAUUGUAUAACAUAAUAAUAAUAUACCUUUUUUUUUCAGAUAUGGGAGAGAGCAGGUGAAGCUAUAUGCGAACAAACUUUAGCUGAUAUAUCAUUUUUAACAAUAAAUGAAGGUAAAUUAAAAUUAAGCGAUCUAUAAUUAUCUAAUAAAUGUAUUACGAAUUAUAUUAUAUUGCAUAAUUAUUCAUUUUUUAAAAAAAUGUGAUUUGUUUUUUGUCAUAAUUGUUUCUAUUAUAUUGAUGGUGAAUAAAAUAUUAUUGAUUUAAUUAAUUCAUCGUCUCAUUUUCUUCUGGUUUAAAAUAUAUUUUUUAGUCAACUGCUAUUCUCCGUGCU